Molecule: messenger RNA, 1101 nt
Organism: Penicillium oxalicum
Lineage: Eukaryota; Fungi; Ascomycota; Eurotiomycetes; Eurotiales; Aspergillaceae
Product: WD40 repeat domain-containing protein
Exons: 4
Coding region: 1-1101 (366 amino acids)
Molecular function (GO): protein binding
Source: RefSeq, a predicted model, not a curated record
AUGACGACCACUUCGGAUCGGGAUUACUUUUUCCAGACCACUGCUGCACUUGACGAGCAGCAACGAAAGGCGGUCAAAUCCAAGAACACCCUUGGAAACCCAAUCAAAUUAGAGAGCAAAAUUCUCGCAGUGAUCGCGGAUUCUAGGAACCCAGGAUCAGUCUACGUCGCCCAAAGCAACGGCAUCGUACGGAGAGUUGUUCUUGAGACUGGUCAAACUACAGCCCUCUACAAGGGGCCUGAAGCUCCAUUGACCAGUCUUUGCCUCAGCCCAGAUGGAAGGUUCCUGUUUGCCGGAUGCUGGGAUAAAACAAUCUGGAGCUGGGAUGUGGUGUCCCGGCAGCCGCACCGAAGGUACGAAGGACACAGUGACUUUGUCAAGGCGGUAAUCACUGUGCAAAUGAAUGGACAGAGUCUCCUAGUCUCAGGAGGAGCAGAUGCAAAGGUUCUCACUUUUAGUAUCGAGAACGGGGAGCGAAUCAAAACUUUCAAGGGCCAUCUUCGGGGUAUCUUGGACCUUGCCAUUGACCCCGAGACAGAAGCAAAAGAGGUUGCAGUGUUCAGUGCGGGAAGUGAUCGAGAGAUUCGUCAAUUCGUGCUGGUGGGCGAAGAGAGCGUGUCUGAGCCACUGUUGCCACAUGAAACCAGUGUGAACAAACUCUACUUUGACGCAGACGGCGACAUGUGGACGGCAUCCGCUGACAAGACCGUGAAAUGUCUGGUCCGAGCAGAUGGAUGGAAGGCAAAUCUGACCCUUGAGCAUCCGGAUUUUGUUCGAGAUGUCCUCGUGUACGAGAACGGGGGGUGGGUAGUCACUGCUUGCCGAGACGAGCACGUCCGCGUGUGGAAUCGAUCUACGGGUCAACUUCAUCACACGUUUUCUGGCCACUUUGAGGAAGUCACUGGCCUCGCCUUGGUUGGGUCGACUGUUGUCAGUGUGGGUAUUGAUGGUACCAUCCGGCAAUGGUCUGUUCGACCCGACGAGCUCCAAAAGGCAGUUGACCUUGCCAAAAAGGGGCCCAUUGAAGAGAAGAAGCCGGAAACCGAAACCAUGCUUACCGAAGAAGAGGAACGGGAGCUAGCUGAGCUGAUGGAGGAGUGA